GGGUAGGGAUGCAAGUGAUCCCAGGGGGAAGGGGGAGAGGUGCAUGGCUGUCCGGUGUAGUGUUAGUCCGUUUCAAGCCUUCACCAACUUAGCAAGUUCCGCCGGUAGCGAAAGUGAAUUAUUCGAAUUUGUAGAUCGCGCGUGACCAAUAUUACGUAUGCAACUCACCGGCAAAUCACCAAAGUUUUGAAGGUGGCAACGAAGUAACCACCAUAACACGACAACAUGAGAGAAGAACAUUCACGCGUGUUAGACCACACAAACCUCACAGAACAUUGCCCCGAAAAUGCGUCGAAAUCAAGUGCGAACCGAUCGCGGAAGCGCUCUUAUCAAGGGACUCGCCUAACUGUCCUCCCUUGCGUGAUAUUCGCCCUUCUGUGCCUUCUCUGCAGCCUGCAUAGUGCCGAGGGCAUCGUGUCCUUUUUCCUGCCCGGCUGGCUGGAGAGGAUAAGGGCUGGACUCCUCAGGACAACUCCGCCCACGCAGAUUGCUAGGAGACAGAUUGCUAUCAACGACGUGCUCGAGGAUGCCGAACUUACCACUCCGGAGCUGAUACGGAAAUACGGCUACGAGUCGGAAACGCACAACGUUGAGACGGAGGACGGCUACCACCUGACCCUACACCGCAUCCCACGUGGACUGACGGAGCGGGAUGAGUCCGAACAGACCCUCAAUGGAAAUGGAAGCCUCAACUCUGCACCCCGGCCGGCCGUCUUUCUGCAGCACUGCAUUCUCUGCAGUUCCAGUGUCUUUGUCCUCAUGGGGCCCAAAAAGGGACUAGGAUUUCUGCUAGCUGAUCAGGGAUAUGACGUGUGGAUGGGAAAUGCACGAGGAACUAUCUAUUCAAGAGGACACACCAACAUGUCAACUAGCUCAAAAGCUUACUGGAAAUUCAGUUGGCACGAGAUGGGAGUGUAUGAUUUGCCAGCAUCGAUAGACUACAUUCUACGCGAAACGGAACAGAAAAAGCUGUUCUACAUCGGCCACUCUAUGGGUACUACUAUGAUGUAUGUGCUGCUAUCUGUGCGCCCCGAGUACAACCAUAAACUGCGCCUGAUGGUCAGCUUGUCACCCGUCGCAUUCAUGUCAAACAUCAAGUCGCCGCUCUUUCGCAUACUCUAUGGACCAGUCAGCAAUGCAAUGAACACAGUCGGUGUACAUGAGUUCAUACCUGGGAAUACGGCAGUGACCACACUGGGAAGGCAGCUAUGCCAGGAGAAGGCGCUCACAUCAACCAUCUGCUCCAAUAUUCUGUUCCUGAUCGCUGGAUACGACUCACGACAACUCAACAGGACCAUGCUGCCAGUGAUAUUUGGCCACCUUCCCGACAGCACAUCAACUAACAGCUUGAUGCAUUAUGGCCAGAGUGUGCAGAACGGUGACUUCAAGUGGUUCGAUUAUGGCCAGAAGACGAACAUGAAAAUCUACAGACAGGAGAAGCCGCCUCCAUACAGACUCAGCAAGAUCACCGCCCCAGUGGCUCUCUUCUUCAGCGAUAAUGACUGGCUCGCUGACAAAAAGGAUAUAGGAAAACUGGCGAAGAAGUUGAAGAACAUAGUGAGUGCCUACAGAGUGCCCUUGAAUACAUUCAACCACAUGGACUACUUGUUUGCAAUGGAUGUGAAAGAACUCGUUUAUGACAAUGUAUUGACCUUAUUGUCCAAUUAUUAGCAACUGAAAAUGCGUCUCUUGAUAAUCCAACAAAUGGGGAAUCAUGCAGUCAGCUUUUUUAGAUGACCAGUAAUGACCAGUUGGAGUCUAUCCAAAAAUACUCGUGCAUCUUCCGAGUAUUUGUAGAAUUCACAAACAGAAUAUGAGAAUCAUUUCUAGAUCAAUCUAAAUAAUACUGUAUUCAGCGAAUAGAAUCAUUUCUAGAUCAAUAUUAAAUAUUACUGUAUUCAGUGAAUAGAAUCUUUUCUAGAUCAAUGUUAAAUAUUACUGUAUUCAGUGAAUAGAAUCUUUUCUAGAUCAAUAUUCAAUAUUAUUGUAUUCAGUGAAUAGAAUCUUUUCUAGAUCAAUGUUAAAUAUUACUGUAUUCAGUGAAUAGAAUCUUUUCUAGAUCAAUGUUAAAUACUACUGUAUUCAGUAGUAUACAUGAGAUACAUUUAUGUUUGCAAUAUUGUUACAGCAUGCAAAGCUAUAAUAAGAUAGACAUACAUUUUAGGAGUUUCUUCAAUUUGAAGUGGUUUAAAAAAUUAAAAUCCAUUACAAUAUUUUAAAAAUUAAUCAAUGCAACAUUUUUGUGGAUACUAUAGAAAUCUCGCAUCAAGUGAAACUAUAGAAUUGAAAAUUGGUUACAUGAAUUUGCGAAAUCGUUUUUUAUAAAUUCAUAAUCAAAGAAUCUGUUCUUGGCUAGGUUAUUAAUGCUAUUGAACUAUUAUUUGUUCAAAGAUAAGGUAACGUUGUUGCUCAUUAUUAAUUCUCUAUUAGGAAAUGAUUUGUGUAUUAUUAGGUUUCUUAUGCACUGAAAAAUAGUUCAUAGUAGUAAUGUGAGUGAAUAUUCCAAUUUUAGAAUCUAUCCUUUUUGAAUCAAAUAAAUCUACUGAUGAUCAUAAUAACAUCAUUGAUAAGAAUAAAAAAUAGUUAUUAGAAAAAUAAACUAUGGAUCAAAUAAUAUGCAGGCCUACUAAUAAUGAUCUAACAUGUACUUUUUCAACAGUUUCGAGUAGAUUUAAGAACCAAAUUACUUCAUUCUAAAUAUUCAGAUUUCUGAUUGAAGAAUUUCAAUACCGUAAUCUAUUCAAGUUAUACUUGUAUAUAAAAUUAAUAAUAAUGAGAUAAAAAUCAAAGACCUAAAUCAUGAUUUAGCCCCUUUGAUAUGUAGGCUAUGUCAAAUUUUCAAUUAAAUUUUACAUCCCAGUAGGCCUAAUGAUGAUUGGAUACAGAAUAAUUAUUGUAAAAACGUAUUUCAAUUUCUGUAACGUACUUAAUUUUACAGCAAUUUUGUGUAGAUACAAGAUUUAUUUCAACUGAUUAGUGUAACUAAAAAUUGGUACACAAAGAAGGAAAAGUUUGAAAGAUUGAUGUUUUAUUUUAAAAAAUUAAAAAGAUGUACAAUUACUUAGAACAGGAACAGCUAACAGCUUCGCAUAUGCAUGUAUGUACCAACUAAUUUCAUUGGAAUUUUCACAUUCCAUUUUAAUAAGAUUAAUGUAAUAUUUAAUGAUAAAAUCAAAAAUAUGAAAUAAUGGAAGUCUAGUAUAUAAUAUUUGUUGCUACAUGUGUAAGUUUAAAAUGUGUAAAGAAGAUACCUUUCUUUCAUUACUUUUAUGUUUUGUUAUGGUACUGAAUGUAAGAAUUAGUGUUGAUAAGAUUGUAAAUAUUUCAUGGAUGAUUGUGUGAAUGAACUAUAGAUAAGUGAUUUCAGUUAAUAAAAAACAAAAUCCUA
Molecule: messenger RNA, 3388 nt
Organism: Nilaparvata lugens (brown planthopper)
Lineage: Eukaryota; Metazoa; Arthropoda; Insecta; Hemiptera; Delphacidae
Product: lipase 3
Exons: 9
Coding region: 226-1671 (481 amino acids)
Biological process (GO): lipid metabolic process
Source: RefSeq, a predicted model, not a curated record